UCAUUCAUUGAUUCCCCUGUUCCCCAUGCUACAGGUCUCACCUCACCUCGACUUGGAGAUCCACCGGGCGCUGGGUCGGGUCCAUCCAUCGAUCGUUGUGCAGGUCCCCUGUUGCUUUAAGCAGUGUGUUUUUUCGACCAACAGGAGGCGUGUCUUCCCCACGGCCGGAGCGGAGCGCAGCAAGACGCGAGUCUGAAGGAACCGAUCUGGCUCGUCUCUCUAUCGGAACAAAUCAACUACUUUCUCAGCUCAUUCUAAUCGAAGACCGCCCGUGAAUGGAUUUCUCCCGGAUUUGCCCAGACUAACAUGGAUGCCCCAGCGUUAGCUGAGUGGGAAGGUUGUUUCUUGGCGCAGUGAGCUGGACACGCAGCGCUUGCUAAUGGAUCUGGGGAAACGAAUGAUACCUUCUCCCUGACUGACCAUGCCGUGAUCUUGCGCGUGGGCCGUCACCCUGCUUAACGUCAAAAGAAACAUUUCGGGGGAAUCUACCGAUCCAGGGAAUAAAUAGUGUGGCAUCACACAGACAUCAUGAAGAUUACCUCCCCGCUCAUAAGUAAAGCGAGAUUCAGGUGCACCGUCAGGCUUCUACUGCUGCUAUUACUAUGUGUGGGAUAUUCUCGCGGGAUGCCACACGUUUUAAGAUUUGGAGGAAUAUUCGAGUCCAUUGAGUCGGGGCCGUCAGGUGCUGAGGAACUAGCCUUUAAAUUUGCUUUAAAUACAAUCAACAGGAACAGAACCCUACUGCCAAACACAACGCUAACAUACGACAUCCAACGGAUAAACAUCUACGACAGCUUCGAAGCCUCCAGAAAAGCCUGCGACCAACUAUCUCUGGGGGUGGCGGCCAUCUUCGGCCCCUCCCACAGCUCGUCGGCCAAUGCGGUCCAGUCCAUCUGUAACGCACUUGGCGUGCCCCACAUCCAGACCAAAUGGAAGCACCAGGUGUCUGACAACAGGGACUCCUUCUACGUCAGCCUCUACCCAGACUUCUCCUCUCUCAGCCGUGCCAUUCUGGACCUCGUUCACUUCUUCAAGUGGAAGACGGUCACCGUUGUCUAUGAUGACAGCACAGGUCUUAUUCGGUUACAGGAGCUCAUAAAGGCUCCAUCUCGCUACAACAUCCGCUUGAAGAUCCGCCAGUUGCCAGCGGACACCAAGGACUCCAAGCCUCUCCUCAAGGAGAUGAAGAGAGGGAAGGAGUUCCACGUCAUCUUCGACUGUGGACACGAAAUGGCUGCCGGCAUCCUAAAACAGGCUCUUGCUAUGGGGAUGAUGACAGAGUACUAUCACUACAUCUUCACCACACUGGACCUGUUUGCGCUGGACGUGGAGGCCUACCGUUACAGUGGGGUGAACAUGACUGGCUUUAGGAUCCUGAAUACGGAGAACAGCCAAGUGGCCUCCAUCAUAGAGAAGUGGUCCAUGGAACGCCUGCAGGCCCCGCCCAAACCUGACUCUGGCCUACUGGACGGCUUCAUGACGACGGACGCUGCGCUCAUGUACGAUGCCGUGCACGUGGUGGCCGUGGCCGUGCAGCAGUCUCAGCAGAUCACUGUCAGCUCCCUACAGUGCAACAGACACAAACCCUGGCGCUUUGGGAACAGAUUCAUGGCCCUCAUCAAAGAUGCCCACUGGGAUGGCUUGACUGGGCGGAUCACUUUCAACAGAACCAACGGCUUGAGGACAGACUUUGACCUGGAUGUGAUUAGUCUGAAGGAGGACGGACUGGAGAAGAUUGGAACAUGGGACCCUCCUAGUGGCUUGAACAUGACAGACCACCAGAAGGGGAAGACAUCCAAUGUCACAGAUUCCUUAGCCAACAGAUCUCUAGUUGUCUCCACUAUACUGGUGGAGCCCUAUGUGAUGUUCAAGAAGUCAGACAAGCCCCUUUACGGUAACGACCGCUUUGAGGGUUACUGUAUCGACCUGCUGAGGGAGCUGGCUAGCAUCCUGGGGUUCACCUACGAGUUGCGUCUGGUGGAGGACGGCCGCUACGGGGCCCAGGACGAGACCACGGGACAGUGGAAUGGCAUGGUCAAGGAGCUGAUCGACCACAAAGCUGAUCUGGCAGUGGCUCCCCUGGCCAUCACCUACGUGAGGGAGAAGGUCAUCGACUUCUCCAAGCCCUUCAUGACACUGGGGAUAAGUAUCCUCUACCGCAAGCCCAACGGAACCAACCCUGGGGUCUUCUCCUUUCUCAACCCCCUCUCACCCGAUAUCUGGAUGUAUAUUCUGCUGGCUUACUUGGGUGUCAGUUGUGUGCUGUUUGUCAUAGCCAGUCUGCUCCUCUCCUCUCGCCCCCGACCAGGCUCUGAGUUAAUGCCCAAAGCCCUGUCCACCAGGAUCGUAGGAGGCAUCUGGUGGUUCUUCACCCUGAUAAUCAUCUCCUCCUACACGGCCAACCUGGCUGCCUUCCUCACUGUAGAGAGGAUGGAGUCGCCCAUCGACUCAGCUGACGACCUGGCCAAGCAGACCAGGAUAGAGUAUGGAGUGGUGGAGGAAGGAUCCACCAUGACCUUCUUCAAGAAAACCAAGAUCUCCACAUACGACAAGAUGUGGGAGUUUAUGAGCAGUCGGAGGCACUCUGUGAUGGUGAAAGAUAUUGAUGAAGGGAUCCAUCGAGUUCUCACCUCGGACUACGCCUUCCUCAUGGAGUCCACCACCAUCGAGUUUGUCACCCAGCGCAACUGCAACCUUACGCAGAUAGGGGGUCUCAUCGACUCCAAAGCCUACGGUGUGGGAACCCCCAUGGGCUCUCCGUACAGAGACAAGAUCACCAUAGCGAUCCUGCAGCUGCAGGAAGAAGGAAAGAUGCACAUGAUGAAGGAGAAGUGGUGGAGGGGGAACGGUUGUCCGGAGGAUGAGAAGAAUAAGGAGGCCAGCGCUCUGGGGGUCCAGAACAUCGGGGGCAUCUUUAUCGUCCUGGCGGCUGGACUCGUCCUGUCGGUGUUCGUGGCAGUCGGAGAGUUCAUCUAUAAGUCCAAACAAAACGCACAGCUGGAAAAGAGGUCCUUCUGCAGUGCCAUAGUGGACGAAUUGCGGGUGUCCCUCAAGUGCCAGCGGCGCCUCAAACACAAGCCUCAGCCGCCCGUCAUGGUCAAGACAGAGGACGUCAUCAACAUGCACACAUUCAACGACCGCAGACUGCCAGGCAAAGAGACCAUGGCCUAGAACAGGACU
Molecule: messenger RNA, 3180 nt
Organism: Oncorhynchus keta (chum salmon)
Lineage: Eukaryota; Metazoa; Chordata; Actinopteri; Salmoniformes; Salmonidae
Product: glutamate receptor ionotropic, kainate 2-like
Exons: 16
Coding region: 529-3171 (880 amino acids)
Biological process (GO): modulation of chemical synaptic transmission; monoatomic ion transport; synaptic transmission, glutamatergic
Cellular component (GO): kainate selective glutamate receptor complex; presynaptic membrane; postsynaptic membrane
Molecular function (GO): kainate selective glutamate receptor activity; transmitter-gated monoatomic ion channel activity involved in regulation of postsynaptic membrane potential
Source: RefSeq, a predicted model, not a curated record